GGAAUCUUCAGCCCAAGAAGGAACAUCUCCACAGAUCCUGGAGAAAUCUGAAGAAGUAGAAAGGUUGGGGAGAUGGCAAGUCAUUCUCAUAAGAAGACUUGGGAUGAAGAAAUAGCAGAUCUAUUUCGUGGUACUGAAGGAGAAUGUUCUCUUCGUUUGCACAUAUAAUAAGUAUUUAAUGCAUAUCCCUAUUCCUUCCAUAAAUCAAGAAGCAACCGCGUUGAAAGAACAUGAUCCUCGAUUGUUUAAAUUAUGGGAUAUUCAUCAGAAAUACUUAUUUUUGGUGAACAACGUGUUAGUGGCAGAUGUGAAAUCGUCUAAUUCACCAGAGCAGUUAAUGGCCGUGCUUCCUAAUAGAUCUCUAGAUAAACCACAACAACCCAUAUUUAUGGGCCCUGAAAAUAAGAACAGCUGCUUGUCUUGUGUGAAGUCUGGGAAUGGUCAAUAUCAGCUAGAGUUAAAAGAGAAAGCUAUUAAGGAACUUUAUUGGGAUUCAAAAAAUGCCAAAGCUUUCACUUUUUAUAGUAAGAGUGAUGGCAACGGUGAUACCUGCUCCUUUGAAUCUGCAGAGUUCCCGGGUUGGUUCCUCAGCACUUCUUCAGAAGCAAAAAAGCCUCUUGGUUUGAGUCAAAAAGGAGGACCUCAGAACGUCCUGUUUUAUUUUGAAAGAAAAUCAUGAGCCAGAAAUACUCUUCUGCAUCUAUGUUUAUAAUAGACCUUGCAUAUACAAAUUGGAAUGGAGCCAGAAUGCACAGUUAGGCCGAUGAGUAGACUUAGAUAGUAUUCUUCCUGCAAUCAAAAAACUUCGGAGAACUAUGUCCUAUUUUGGGGGAAGGUACAAUACAGGUUCAUGGAUGAUAUGGACUUGAUUGUAUGGUCUUUAUUUCUGUAGAAUAAUAUUGUUAACAUCCAGCUUGUGGAUCCAAAUAAAAAUCCAGGUUGAUUCCGUUUCCCAAA
This is a messenger RNA of Crotalus tigris (Tiger rattlesnake), 957 nucleotides long. Its product is annotated as interleukin-1 family member 10-like. Gene Ontology annotation, biological process: cytokine-mediated signaling pathway; cellular response to lipopolysaccharide; inflammatory response to antigenic stimulus. NCBI's taxonomy places the organism in Eukaryota, Metazoa, Chordata, Lepidosauria, Squamata, Viperidae. Bases 179 to 679 code for a protein of 166 amino acids. Gene Ontology annotation, molecular function: cytokine activity; interleukin-1 receptor binding. The record is from RefSeq and is a predicted model, not a curated record. The transcript is spliced from 5 exons.